AAGGCAAUAUGGUGGACUUGCUAUCAUCAUUAGCGCCCUGCAUAAAUCUAAAAAUCAGUCUGUACAAACUCUCCUAGAGGCCUUGCACUACAUCACCAUGUUUAAGAAAGCCAAGAGGUGCAAUUUCAGACGGAGGAAUGACUCAGAAGAUGAAGAGAAAGAGGUGGGCCAGCAGUCCGGCGGGCCCGGGGCUGAAGACUUGUCGAACCCGAGUGAGUCCACCAGCACCGGCCCCGCUCCUGGAGCAAACAUGCUGAACAAUCACGGAAACGGGUUUCAGCCCGGUGCUGUCAAGUCCAACAAAGAGAAAAAGAGAAAGAAGGAGAACCGAGACCGAGAGGAACCGAAAGCGAGUCUGCUGAGCUUCCACGAUGAUGAAGAUGAGGCUGAAGUGUUCCAUGUGAAGAAAUCCAACCACAGCAAGAAGAUUGUCAAGCAGCUGAAGAAAGAAUUCAAGGAGGAUUUGGAAAAGACCGGCAGUGCCACGGAGGACCAAAACACGCGCAUUGGCGGACCUGCUCAGAAUCUGUCAAUUAAAGAGGAGCCCUUGGAGGGCAGCAGAGCCAGCAGUGAACAGGGAGAAGAAGAAAUGGAGGUGGAUAGCAAUGAGGAACAGGAGGAGGAGGGCGAACAAAGGCCUGCGGGUGGAGCGUUUAGCCAAACUCUGUCGGCUCUCAGCUCACUCAGACCAGGUGAGAUCCCCGACGCGGCCUUCAUUCAUGCUGCUCGUAAACGUAGGCAGAUGGCUCGAGAGCUUGGGGGUGAGCCUCCGCUGGUCGAGAAUGAGGUUACAAACAAGCGCCUCGCUCGUGAAGAUGAGAACGGCGGCAGUGACGACGAAGACGAGAAGAGAAUCGUCUUCAGUGGAGUCAAGAUUAAGACUCAGAGGCAGAAAAUAGCUGAGGAGAUAGGUAUUGAAUGCAGUGACGAUGAAGCUCUAGAUGCUGGGCAGGAUGAGGAAGUGAGUCGCUGGGAGCAGGAGCAGAUCAGGAAAGGCAUUAGCAUCCCGCAGGUCCAAACCACCCAAUCCGAGGACCCAACUAUGUAUUAUCAAGGCAGUUAUGAUGCACAGCCGUAUGGAGCAUCCUAUGCCGUGCCCUUUAGCUACGCCACUGCCACAGUUGGAGCAGACAACAGCAAGCUUUUGAAAGCAGAAGCCUCAGUUCCCUAUCCCAUUCCCUCUUGUGACCUGACCCCUAUAACCACAGAUCUGGUAAAGAAACGUCUCAAAGACAGGUACGGUCUGAACUGCCUGCUCAUUGGCGGCCAUUGUAAACCCUCAAAUUGCAAGUUGGAAUUUCCUAAGAUUUUAAAUCUAAAUUUGGUCUGGUUUUGCCGCUUUCUCUCUCCCAUGCCACAGCAGAACACACUGAACCCCUCGUCUCGGUCGCCGGCCACUUGUCUUCGGUUCAGUUGUCACAAAAAUCAUCAUAUCUUUCAGGUGCCCGUUAUUCUGGAACUAGAGGUCGCCAUGCACCAGCUACUUCGGCAGCGGGCGUCCCGUCUCGUCCAGAGAAGACAGGAUGAUAUUAAAGAUGAAUCGUCGGAGUUUUCCAGCCUUUCAAGUAAGGCUGUUAUGGCACCUAAUUUGGACUCAUUCGGUAGAGAUCGCACAGCCUAUCAGGAGCUGGCCAAGCAGAGGAGGAUAGCUGAAAGAGAAGCCAGACGAACUCGUCGCAGACAAGCUCGAGAGCAGAACGGCAAGAGAGCCGAGCAUAAGGAGGGGCUGUCCAGUGAUGAUGAAGAGACAUCCACUGACAUCACCAGCUUCAACUCAGAAAGAGAUCGCAUUUUAAAAGAGUCGAAGCAGGUUUUUGAGGAUGUGGUGGAGGAUUUCCACUCACUGGACAACAUAAAGUCUCACUUUGAGACCUGGAGAAAGCUGUAUUUUACAUGCUAUAGAGAUGCCUACAUCGGACUGUGUCUGCCCAAACUCUUCAACCCUCUUAUUCGACUACAGCUCAUCUCAUGGUCUCCACUGCAGGUGGAGUGUCCCAAUUUUGAGUACAUGCUGUGGUUUGAGUCUUUGCUUUUCUAUGGCUGUGGGGAGCAGAGCGCCCUGAAGAAAGAGGAAGACACAGAUAACAGCCUGCUUCCUGCUAUUGUGGAAAGAGUGCUGCUUCCUAAACUGGCAGUGCUGACGGAUCAGGUGUGGGAUCCGCUCUCCAGCAGUCAGACGUCCAGACUGGUGACGUUCAUGCAGAGGCUGAUUAAAGACUAUCCGACUGUGCUGCACGGCGACAACCGCAACACACAAGAGCUUCUGAGGACCAUAGUCAUGCGAAUUCGACGGACUCUUGAUGAUGACAUUUUCUUGCCUCUGUUUCCAAAAAAUGUAAUGGAGAACAGGAACUCUGGUCCUUACCUCUUUUCCCAGAGACAGUUUUGGUCUUGUGUAAAGUUAUUUGGGAAUAUCUUAAAAUGGGAUGGGAUCCUGUCUCCGUCAGUGCUGAAGGAGCUUGCCAUGGACAGCACACUAAACCGCUACAUUCUCUCAGCCCUGCAGACCACAGACAUCAGCGAGGAAGACGUCGAGAAAUGCCGCAGGGUGGUGGAGUGUUUUCCUGUGCAGUGGUUCAGCAGCCUGAAAGGACAGCAGACUCUUCCUCAGCUGGAGAACUUCUGCAGAUAUUUGAAACAUCUGACCAGCAGUCUUUACCGCAGCUGUGUGGCUGGAUCAGACGUGGAGAAGAGGAACGUGAGGUAAAGCAGUUUCUAAUGUCCUUGAGUUAACAUC
Messenger RNA from Sinocyclocheilus rhinocerous, 2737 nucleotides. RefSeq names its product PAX3- and PAX7-binding protein 1-like. Lineage: Eukaryota; Metazoa; Chordata; Actinopteri; Cypriniformes; Cyprinidae. Gene Ontology annotation, cellular component: nucleus. The transcript has 16 exons. Gene Ontology annotation, molecular function: DNA binding. The record is from RefSeq and is a predicted model, not a curated record. The coding region runs from base 98 to 2707 and encodes 869 amino acids. Gene Ontology annotation, biological process: mRNA splicing, via spliceosome; positive regulation of transcription by RNA polymerase II.